AGUAGGGAGGGUAAGGGUAGGGUAGAGAGGCGAACAGCAGGCAGACUCAACCACCCCAAACACUGCAACAGAAAAAGUCGAGAGGACAGAGAGGGAAAAGAGUGUGAAGACAGAAGGGGAAAUGAGGCAGGGGCAGAAAGAUUCUUCAGACAUGAAGGAGGGCAAGAAGAGGAGAGAUGACUUCCCAGAGCCAGAAGACAGCAAUAAGUGCAGAUGGUGUCGCUUCCCUCUGCUCGUCGCCCUGCUCCAGCUGCUGUUGGGGGUGGCCGUCAUAGCCGUGGCCUUCCUCAUGUUGGCCAUCAGCCCCUCACUCCUGACCAGGGAGACGCCACACUGGGCUGGGAUCAUUCUGUGUUUAGUUUCCAUCCUGGGCUUCAUCCUGUACUGUAUCACCUACGUCCCUGAUGAGAGGACAUCUAUGCAGUUCAUUGUCAAGCUCCUGUACUUUGUCCUGUGUACAAUCGGCCUGGUCAUUUCGGUGCUGGUUAUGGCGUUCGCUGGACACCACUACACACAGACCAGUAGCUUCAUCUGUGAGCAGGUGGGAGAGGACUGCGUGUGCACACUGGAUCAAGAUGACCCGAUAGCCCGCACCUUCACCUACGAGGGGGUCAGUGACUGUGAGGUGAUAACUGGGACACUCACACUCUACUUCUUGGUCCAGAUCUUACUAAACCUGUUCCAAGCGCUCGUCUGUGCCGUCGGUGCCUUCAUCUUGUGGAAGCACCGUUACCAGGUCUUCUUCGCUGGUCUUCAGAUUGGCUCUCCCUCCACCCAGCGCUGGCAGAAGGUUUAAUGUGAUGAAGACAGAGUCGAUGGGAUGACUGAUCAGUCAGGUCGGGAUGGAGGGCCAUGCCAAAUGUGUGAUUGAGCUCUGAAAGGACAGGGACAUGCCUGCGUGCCUCAGUGUGUUUUAUUUUAUGUCAGUUUAUAUUCACCUUUUGUGGUACUAUAAUGGCUUUUUUGCACACAUUUUGUAUACCAUAUAAAUAACUUUGUAUUUCCAGUUGCUGAUGUUGUAAGAAAUUACCUUAUAUAGAUGAAGAGGAGCAAAACAUCUGGUUUAUUUUUGAAAAUCUAAACCAUAAUUAAUUAUUCAAAUUGUUUCUUGUUAUCCUUGCAUUUGGCUUUUAUACAAUUGCAAGACUAAACAAAUUAUAAGCACAACACAUAUUUGUUUUGCACUCAACUCCCAAAAUGAGCAGUGUUGCAAAAACUUUUUCAUAAACCUUUGGUUUAUUAUUUUGAAAUGUAAAAUGAUUCUGCCUCAGUCUUUGGAAAACUGUAUUCACUCAGUAAAAAGGUCAACUAUUGACCAAACACAGCAGCAGGUAUUACUAAGACAUCCUUUUUUAUCGUAAUGUAAUCGAAAAAAUAAGAUAACAAGAGUUUAUUGCUUUACAAUCAGUAAAUCUCAUAAUUUUGAAGUUUUUAGCUAUAUUGUCUAAUUUUCAUGUUGUGUGUCACACACACAAACGCACAUUUAGUUGGAUUGAUUCCACGAAUAAACAGUUUUUGUGCAGUUCUGUAAAAUCCCUGUUGAAAAACAACAGCAGCUGAUAGAAGUAAACUCUCUUAAACUUCAGACAGUCCAGUUAUACACAGUAAGAGCUGAUCCUGACAGCAGAAACACGACCUGGGCAGGCGCUACACUCCAUGAGACUGGAUCCAGGCUGAACUGGGCUGUGGCUUGUGAAGGUGGAUGCCAGGCCAGUAGCCUGCAUGACUCAAACAGCCUGUAGGAGUCAAACGACUGCAGCCACAAAGAGGGGGGUGGGGGUGAGGAAAGGGGGACUCAGACAGGCAGCUGGACUGAAGUAUCCAAAUCAUCUCAGUGUGUUUACAGCAUUUCAGUUGUUUUCUCUCAGGCGGGACAGUGCAAAAGGGAUGGAACAAUCACAAAAUCUGAGGCUUUUAUUUUCAAAAUGCUCAAUCUUAUGCAGAGUUCAGCUUUGUUUUUUUCUUACUCUCAUCUCAGGUGCCGAGAACAGUCACUUACAGUCUCUACAUGUUGACCAGGGAAUGGUAAACGUGAGGCACUCUCUGAUGCAAAUUAUAUGAAAUGUAUAGAGUGUAAUUAUUGUGCAGUGUUACAUCUAUUUUUUCAAUGAUUGAAAAUGGUUGAUUGACUGGACAUGAAAAAUAUUACUUAUUUCUCACAGAGGCCUUAAAUGUGUCAUUUGAAAGGAGCAUUUUAUUUGAAUAAAACAA
Molecule: messenger RNA, 2211 nt
Organism: Seriola dumerili (greater amberjack)
Lineage: Eukaryota; Metazoa; Chordata; Actinopteri; Carangiformes; Carangidae
Gene: sspn
Product: sarcospan
Exons: 3
Coding region: 122-796 (224 amino acids)
Cellular component (GO): sarcolemma; dystrophin-associated glycoprotein complex
Source: RefSeq, a predicted model, not a curated record